Molecule: messenger RNA, 1517 nt
Organism: Fomitiporia mediterranea MF3/22
Lineage: Eukaryota; Fungi; Basidiomycota; Agaricomycetes; Hymenochaetales; Hymenochaetaceae
Product: tubulin nucleotide-binding domain-like protein
Exons: 21
Coding region: 1-1365 (454 amino acids)
Biological process (GO): microtubule cytoskeleton organization; mitotic cell cycle
Cellular component (GO): microtubule; cytoplasm
Molecular function (GO): structural constituent of cytoskeleton; GTP binding; GTPase activity
Source: RefSeq, a predicted model, not a curated record
AUGGUACGCGAGAUUAUCAACGUGCAAGUUGGCCAGGCCGGCAACCAGCUUGGCGAGGCAUUCUACAAGACGUUACUUGCGGAGCAUGGGCUUAACUACGAAGGGGCGUACGAGGGAAACGAUCCUCAACAGCUUGAACGAGCCAACGCUUACUUCUCUGAAGUUGAAUCUGUCGGAGGCGCAGUUAGAUAUGUACCGCGGAGCGUUCAAGUUGACUUGGAGGCCGGCGUGCUUAAUCGCAUUCGAAGUGGUCCUCUAGGAAAGCUCUUCCGCCCCGAUACCUUCGUACAUGGUGAAGCUAGUGCUGGAAACAACUGGGCAAAAGGCUAUUACACAGAAGGGGCUGAAAUUGUUGAUUCUAUUUUGGAUGUCGUCCGGAGACAAGCAGAAGCAUGCGACUCCAUUCAAGGCUUUCAGAUUACGCAUUCUCUAGGAGGAGGAACCGGUUCCGGUCUAGGAACGCUUCUCCUGUCUAAAAUCCGAGAGGAAUAUCCUGACCGCAUACUCUCUACUUUCUCUGUCCUUCCGUCGCCUAAAGUUUCUGAAACAGUAGUCGAGCCAUACAAUGCCAUGCUCUCUGGUCAUCAGCUGGUCGACAACAGCGAUUUGUCUAUUUGUAUCGACAAUGAAGCAUUAUAUGACAUCAACUUCCGUUUAUUGAAAAACAAGGAUCCGGACUUCGCUGCUCUCAACACACUUGUUGCGCAAGUCAUGUGUGGUGUCAGCACGAGCCUUCGUUUCCCUGGUCAGCUUAAUGGUGACUUCCGCAAAAUGGGCAUGAACCUCGUUCCCUUCCCUCGUCUUCACUUCCUCAUGCCGAGUUAUGCUCCGUUCUACGACCCGAAGGCGAGGUCUUAUCAAUCGGAGAACGUCAACGAUCUGACACACUCGCUGUUCGACCGUAAAAACUUGUUGGUGGCCUGUGACCCGAGACUUGGACGUUAUAUGACUGCUGCUGUGGUUUUCCGUGGUGACGUACAUUCUCAAGAAGCAAAGGCCUCUAUCGGUCAAAUUCAGUCUAGGAACUCUGGCAUGUUUGUCGACUGGAUUCCGGACAAUGUUUCCAUGUCCUUGUGCUCCGUUGCUUCCGCCGCCUCCAAGAAGUCUGCGACAUGCCUAGCAAAUUCAACCUCUAUCCAGGAGGUCUUCAAACGCACACACGCGCAGUUCACUGCUAUGUUCAAGCGUGGCGCGUUCUUGCACUGGUACACAGGUGAGGGUAUGGAUGAGAUGGAGUUCACGGAGGCAGAAAGCAACACACACGAUUUGAUUGCCGAAUACCAACAGUACCAAGAAGCGGCAGGAGAAGAAGCAUACGAAGAAGAGUACGAAGAGGAACUGCCCGCCGAAGAAGCCGAGCAAUGAACUGCGUUCGAGCCACCGCUCUAUUCCGUUCUUCUCCCUUCUCGCUCACCUCUUUUCUUCGUACAACCCCAUGUCGCUUACCACACGUCCCCUGCUUUGCUUAAACCAAUAAAAUGACUAACACUCGUCUGCUGGCACAUACCUACUCCCCC